Molecule: messenger RNA, 1590 nt
Organism: Aureobasidium namibiae CBS 147.97
Lineage: Eukaryota; Fungi; Ascomycota; Dothideomycetes; Dothideales; Saccotheciaceae
Product: high affinity glucose transporter RGT2
Exons: 4
Coding region: 1-1590 (529 amino acids)
Biological process (GO): carbohydrate transport; transmembrane transport
Cellular component (GO): membrane
Molecular function (GO): carbohydrate:proton symporter activity
Source: RefSeq, a predicted model, not a curated record
AUGCCUUUCGCUGUUAGAAGGCCUGAAGGCGAGGUCGGUGCCGUUUGGCCCGCCAUCGCUGUCGGUGCAUUCGUUGCUUUCGGUGGUGUUCUCUAUGGUUACGAUACGGGUACCAUCUCUGACAUCCUUGCCAUGCCGUACUGGUUGAGGUUGUUCGCUACCCACACCGAUGCUGCUGGCAAGCCCUACAUCACUGCAGGCCAGCAGUCUGAGAUCGUCUCGUUGCUUUCUGUUGGUACUUUUUUUGGUGCUCUCAUGGCUGCUCCUACUGGUGAUUUUCUCGGUCGCAAGUUGGGUCUGAUGGCCUGGUUGGUUGUGUUCACCGUUGGUGUCAUUCUCCAGACUGCAUCGACUUCUAUUCCACUUUUCGUCGCUGGCCGUACCAUUGCUGGUCUCGGUGUUGGUGGUAUUUCGGCUCUGAUUCCUCUCUACCAAUCCGAAACUGCACCUAAGUGGAUCAGAGGUACUAUCGUCGGUGCUUAUCAACUCGCGAUCACUAUCGGUUUAUUGCUUGCCUCUAUCGUUGGCAAUGCUACCAAGGGCCGUCUUGACACCGGAUGCUACCGCAUUCCUCUUGCUGUUCAGUUCGCCUGGGCAAUCAUCCUGUUCAGUGGUCUACUCAUUCUUCCCGAGACUCCUAGAUUCUACAUCAAGAAGGGCAAGCACGAACAAGCCGCUUGCUCGCUUGCCAGACUAAGACGUCUUGACGUCGAUCACCCUGCGAUCGAGGCCGAGUUGGCUGAGAUCACCGCCAACCAUGAAUACGAAUUGUCCCUCGGCGAGGCCACCUACGUCGACUGCUUCAAGGGUAACCUUGGCAAGCGUCUCGCCACCGGUUGCGGUCUACAGGCUCUCCAGCAACUGACCGGUGUCAACUUCAUUUUCUACUACGGAACUCCCUUCUUCCAGAACUCUGGUAUCGCCAACGGUUUCACCAUCAGUUUGAUCACCUCUUGCAUCAACGUCGCCUCCACUUUCCCUGGUCUGUACUUGGUCGAUAGAUGGGGCAGAAGAAAGCUCCUGCUCUUCGGAGCCAUUGGUAUGGCUGUCUGCCAACUCAUCGUUGCUGGAGUCGGUCUCGAGCCAGUCGCCAACCAAUCCGCCCAGAAGGCUCUCGUCGCCUUCGUGUGUUUGUACAUUUUUUUCUUUGCAUGCAGCUGGGGUCCCUGUGCCUGGGUCGUGACCGGCGAAAUUUUCCCCCUCAAAGUCAGAGCCAAGUCCCUUUCGAUGACUACCGCCUCCAACUGGUUGCUUAACUGGGCGAUCGCGUACUCGACCCCCUACAUGGUAUCCGGAAUGCACACCAAUGUCUUCUGGGUAUGGGCAGGCUUUUGCGUGUGCUGUUGCUUCUUUGUGUAUUUCUUCAUCUACGAGACCAAGGGGCUCUCCCUGGAGCAGGUCGACGAGCUCUACGGCAAGGUAUCCAAGGCCUGGCAGUCAGAAGGCUUCGUACCCACUGUCUCCUUCCAGGAGGUGCAAGAUAUCACCGGUGGCGCCUCUCGCAACCAGUCACUUGCCGACAUUGAGAACACUGCCAUGCGCAAGAAGAGUGUUACUCAUCAGGAGAGCACCAUGGGCGAGAAGUACUAA